Messenger RNA from Arachis duranensis, 2072 nucleotides. RefSeq names its product pentatricopeptide repeat-containing protein At3g61360. Gene Ontology annotation, molecular function: protein binding. Bases 278 to 1933 code for a protein of 551 amino acids. The record is from RefSeq and is a predicted model, not a curated record. The transcript is spliced from 2 exons. NCBI's taxonomy places the organism in Eukaryota, Viridiplantae, Streptophyta, Magnoliopsida, Fabales, Fabaceae.
CUUGAAUAAAAAGCUCAGCUUGAAAGCAUGAGAAUCCCUUCGCCGUAGUCCACUGAAAUCGCUCUCCAUCAGCCACCGCAAGGGAACCAAAAACUACACCAACCCCAUUUUGAUUCUUUCGGAUUUUGUUCGGAAAAGAACUUCCUAAACUCUAAACCAAACCAAAAUCGAUUAAAGUUUAUUGUUUGAGAUAUGUUAAUCCUCCUAAACCCAAACCAAUAAUCAUCCAUAGGUGGUUCAAAUAUCAAACACAUGGUGGGCGUCUCACCACAACAUCAUGCUCACAAUACUUAGGCUGAACCAAAAGAAAUUCGUCACUAGAACUCUACACAACACAACUUGGUAUCUAUGUUCCACCCUCAAAUUUUGCACUCAACCUCAAUCUCAAUCAUCUUUGCAAACAACAGAAGUUGACAACCUCAUACUCCUCAAUAAGACAAGCUCAUACCCAUGUUCCACAUUCAAAUUGUGCACUCAACCUAAAACAUCUUUGGAGACAAAACCAAUUGAUGUGGACACCAUCACCAGAAUCAUCAAUGACCACCCUUUCCCUGACCAACCCCUUCACCCCAUACUGCUACAUCACCUCCCUCCUUCCACCAUCACCACCCGGCUUAUUGAAAAUGUCCUUGGUCGCCUCUUUGCUUCACAUUGCAACGGCCUCAAGGCUCUUGAGUUCUUUAACUUCACCCUCCACCAUUCCCACUCUCCCCUCAGUCCCGAUUCCUUGGAGAAGACUCUUCAUAUUCUUACUAGGAUGAGGUAUUUUGAGAAAGCUUGGAGCUUGUUAAAGGAAAUUGGGAGAACCCAUCCUUCACUCCUCACACUCAAGUCCAUGAGCAUUAUGUUGACCAAAGUUGCCAAAUUUCAAUCCACUGACAACACUCUUGAAGCUUUUAGGAGGAUGGAGCAUGAUGUGUUUGUUGGGAAGGUGUUUGGAACUGAUGAGUUCAAUGUGCUUCUGAAAGCAUUUUGCACUCAGAGGCGGAUGAAGGAGACUAGGUCUGUAUUUGUUAAGAUGGCGCCGAGGUUUCCUGCGAAUACUAAGACCAUGAACAUUUUGCUGUUGGGGUUCAAGGAAUCAGGUGAUGUUACCUCUGUUGAGCUCUUCUAUCAUGAAAUGGUUAAGAGGGGUUUUAGUCCUGAUGGUGUGACUUAUAAUAUUAGGAUUGAUGCUUACUGCAAAAAAGCUUGUUUAGGUGAUGCUUUGAGGGUUUUGGAUGAAAUGGAGCAGAGGGGUUUUGUCCCUACAAUCGAAACCAUAACCACAUUAAUCCAUGGAGCAGGGUUGGCACGGAACAAAGGAAAGGCAUGGCAAUUGUUCAACAAGAUUCCGUCUAGAAACUUGGUUGUGGAUACUGGUGCCUAUAAUGCUCUGAUUAGUACUUUGGUUAGAGUCAAAGAUAUUGAAUCUGCGCUUUCCUUGAUGGACGAGAUGGUUGAUAAACACAUUGAGCUUGAUGGGGUAACUUACCACACAAUGUUCUUAGGGUUGAAGAGGACAAAGGGGAUUGAAGGUGUGAGUGAAUUUUACCAGACAAUGACUAAAAGGAAUUUUGUUCCGAAAACAAGAACAGUUGUGACACUAAUGAAAUAUUUCUGCCAAAAUUCUCGUGUUGAUUUGGGUUUGAGUUUAUGGAAAUACAUGGUUGAGAGAGGGCAUUGUCCUCAUUCUCAUGCUUUGGAUAUUCUAGUCACUGGAUUAUGCUCCCGGAAUUUAUUGCAAGAAGCUUUUGAGUGCUCCAAACAAUUGUUAGAAAGAGGAAGACAUAUGAGCACUGCUUCAUUUUCAAUGAUGGAAAAUUUUUUACUGAAGGCUGGUCACAAAGAAAAGUUGAAGGAUCUAGAUCAAAUGAUUAAAAAAUUGCAAAGUAUCUUACCACCAUCAAGAGGACAUGCUACUGGUAUUUCUACCUCCAGGAUUAUAGAAUAGCAUUUUUUUUAAAUUUGAUAUAACUUAUGUAACCUGAUUUUGGUGGAGUUUUUCAAUGUGUUAUUAUGUAUGUAUAUUUUUUGUAUUGCAAUUGUACCAUUACUUGAAUAUGCUGACAUGACAGAAGUUUAAUAAACAA